UUGCGGUAGAAAGUUAUGCAAUAAAAGGGUGCUAUUCUGUCCUGCGUCCUUACGCUGUCUCUUACAUCUAACCAAAGUCGUUGACUUUUGCAUCCACUCGGAUCGUAGCAUUUUGAUGGCUCUCAGCCCGCCGUACACCUCUCACCAUGGCAAUCCUGAAGAAGCGCGGUGCUCAAAACAGAAGGAAGUUGAAAGGAGAAAAGCAGAGAAAGACUAUAAUGAAACGUAUGAAUACACGUAUGACAAUGUUAAACGCAAAAAUGGAAGAGAUUUCAGAGGAGCAGAAACGUAUUAAAGAAAGUCAAAGGCUAGUUACAGAAAAAUUCUCCCGAGGAAGUGUUUGUACUCAACUCCGCCUUGCUCUGAUGUUCCUGAUUGCAAGGGCACGAGACCAAAGCGAUUUUAUGGCUGCUGCUAGGCUAAACAAACUGCUACGUGAUUUAGCAGCCAAGGAAAGAGCUCAAUGCAGUUCAGUGGGGUCAAAUGAACCUGGUCAAUUUAGUUCAUGUUAGUGUAAUUUUUAUGGUCAAUUCGACAAUGAAUAUAUGACAUAUUAAAUGUUAUGUUAAAUGUUUCUGAUUAGUGUUUUAUCAAGAUGGGAUAUUGAUAAUGCCAUGAGAAUGACACAAGUUUGUGUUCUUACUUUUACACAAGUAAUCUCAUAAUUAACGUAUGAAUAUACUUAACCUAACAUGUGAGGCGUUGUUAAAGAAUAUACUUCACCUGACAUGUGUGUCUCUGUUAAAGAAUAGUUCAUUGAACAUAACUUGUUAUGAGAAUGAUAUAUGGAAUAUAACUUAAAUGUUCAUGAUAAAAUUCUUAUGUGAUAAGUGUAUCAAUGAUAUUAAGUUUUGAUAUCAUUAUCUAUCUUGCAUAAGAUUGUUGUGUUUUUUUGGGAAUAGUAACUCAAAUCUCUUUAGAUUGGCUAGAUUUUAUUUGAUGGAUAAGAAGGUUUGCAAAAGAAAAUUUUUAAGGGGAAAGGGAUUCUUGAUAAGGCAAAUUACUAUGGUUAUAAAUAGAUGGAAUCUUUAUAGAGUUAGAUAUGAGAAAUAGAUAUAAGAGAGUUGUAAGGAUUAUUAAGUAGACAUCCCAUAGGAAUUGAAGAGAUUAAGAGCGUCAUUAUGGAUGUAUUUGAGUGUUCUAAAGGAGAACGAGAGUGUUUACAUAAGUAUGAUGAUUGUUUUGUUUAAGUAGACUAGAAGGGAUUGAAAUGGUCCACAUAAGGAUGGUUGCACACGAGUAUAUGUUUGUUUAGGUUGAGAAUACUCUAUAAGACUAGAGGAGAAAGAGAUAUCCUAUGGGUAUUGUUUGGGAUUGAGUAUUGAUGAUUUGUAUGUUUGUAAUUUUCUACAACUAGUGGAUCUUUUGUCUCAUCCGUAGAUGUAGAUCAGUUGGGUUGAAUCACGUUAAAUUGUUGUAUCGUGUGAUUGAGUGAUUGUUUGAAUUUGCUUUCGAUGGUUUAGAUGUUUAAUUGAAUUAGGGGCUUUUAGCCUAACAACUAGUAUUAGAGCUAAAGGCUCGAAACAUGAGAAGAGACGAACUCAGAGGAGCUUGAUUUAAGCAAAGAUUCGAGUUCGUAUUUUGAAGAUAGGUUUACGCGAAGCGUGAAGACACAAAAAAAACUUGUUGUGAGAUUCCAUUAUAGGUGGAGUAAAGCAUAUCUAACAUCAAAAUUGAUGAUUAAAUGAAAUUUGAGUUAAGAUGGAGAUUAUUGACAUUAAAAUUUCAUAAGAGAUUUGUUUAAAAUUGGUUAGAUAUUGUUUGAUAGAUA
Molecule: messenger RNA, 1771 nt
Organism: Durio zibethinus
Lineage: Eukaryota; Viridiplantae; Streptophyta; Magnoliopsida; Malvales; Malvaceae
Source: RefSeq, a predicted model, not a curated record